This is a messenger RNA of Aspergillus melleus, 1119 nucleotides long. Its product is annotated as alpha/beta hydrolase. Gene Ontology annotation, molecular function: hydrolase activity. The record is from RefSeq and is a predicted model, not a curated record. Lineage: Eukaryota; Fungi; Ascomycota; Eurotiomycetes; Eurotiales; Aspergillaceae. The coding region runs from base 1 to 1119 and encodes 372 amino acids. The transcript has 2 exons.
AUGCAACUCACAAGCAUCAACUCCCUCCUCUCCUGGGGAACCAUCGACCCCGAGCUGGACCUUUACCUCCACGCCAACCCCCUCCCCGAAUCCAACUACGUCAACACCCCAAUCAUGCAGCUCCGCGCACAGAACCAAAAGAUCGAAACAGCGACAUUCAACGCCUUGCCAUCCGAUGGGAUCAACGAGACCGUGAUCACGAUCCCCAUGAGCGAUGGCACUGAGAGCUCGAUUCGAAUCUGCAGACCUCUCAAGGAUUCCAGUUCCGCUGAGACCGAAGAUGAAGAGAAUGAUUCAGACCCAGAAAGCCUGACCCCCCUAAUCGCCCUCUUCCACGGCGGCGGCUUCGUCGUCGGCUCGAACCUCCAAAUGACCACUUUCGCGCGCGCCUUCGCAACCCUCUACAACGUAACCGUCGCAUCACUCUCCUACCGCCUCGCCCCCGGACACCCCUUCCCAACAGCCCAAAACGACGCAUGGGACGGGAUCCGCUGGCUCAGCGACCCUCGCAACGCGGCCCAUCUCAACGCAAACCUCACAAAGGGAUUCAUCGUCGGCGGGGUCUCAGCAGGCGGAAACCUCGCGAUCUCAGUCACGCAUCGCUCGAUCGUCGAGAACCUCCCUUCGCCAAUAACCGGCCUUUGGACUGCGAUCCCAAUCACAGUGCCCUCGAACGGCGAGACUAUCCCAGAGGAAGCGCUGAGCGGGUGGAUCUCACGGACCCAGAACGCAGACGCCCCGUGUCUGUCGUACCAGGAUCUCGUGUACCUGCAGAGUCUACUGCGCGUGGAUCCGACGAGUUCGGCAUUCUCGCCGUUCGUCGAUCUCUGUGCCUUUCCGGCGUUGCCGCCGCUGUAUGUCCAAGUUGCCGGGAUGGAUCCGUUGCGGGAUGAUGGGCUUGUGUAUGAGGCUGUGGCGAGGGAGAUGGGGGUGCAGACCAGGGUGGAUGUGUAUGGGGGGAUGCCGCAUGGGUUCUUUUUUUAUUUUCCUGGGUUGAGGCAGUCGGGAAGGUUUUUGGGGGAUGUGGUGAGGAAUAUGGGGUGGUUGUUGGGGAGGGAGGUGGAUGAGGAGAGGGUGGGGGAUGUAGUUGGGAGAUUGGCGAGGGGGAGGGGUUCUUGA